AUGAGUUUCUUCAAGUCAUUCAAAAAGAAUCAAUCUAAUUAUACGCCAUUGUCCCAAAAUGAUGAUGGGGCCCCUUUACCAGCACCGGCAACUAAUAGUAAUAAUUCCACUCCGAAUUCAUUUAAGACUAGAUUAGGUAAACUCAAUCCCUUUAGGAAUAAUUCUGUUUAUCUUGAAGACGAUGAAAAUUAUGUUACUUCUGAACCUGGCUAUUUUGAAUUGUCUAGGUGGGAUAGAAUGUUGAUCUUUGGAUUAACAUUUGCAGGCUCAGUAUCAUGUUACUUGAUUUGCAUAUUUUUAUUUCCAAUUUUAUCUUUAAAACCAAGAAAGUUUGCAUUAUUAUGGUCAUUAGGAUCUAUUUUUUUCUUGGUUAGUUUCGGUGUUUUACAGGGGUUUAAAGCUUACAUGCAACAUUUAUUUCUGUCUACUAGAAUAAUUUUCACAAUUGUAUUUGUUACUAGUAUCAUAUUAACCUUAGUAAGUUGCUUAUCAUUAAGAAGUACGUUGCUUUCUAUAAUAUUUGCGGUUAUACAAUUAAUAAGUGCAAUUUGGUAUACUGUUAGUUAUUUUCCUAUGGGCCAGCAAACGUUGAACCUAGCUGGAAACGUGGCUAGGAGCCAAGUCGACGGCUGGAUAAGGUCUUAA
Messenger RNA from Debaryomyces tyrocola, 645 nucleotides. The record is from the annotation of a GenBank genome assembly. Lineage: Eukaryota; Fungi; Ascomycota; Pichiomycetes; Serinales; Debaryomycetaceae.